Messenger RNA from Fulmarus glacialis (Northern fulmar), 4620 nucleotides. Its product is annotated as DNA excision repair protein ERCC-6-like. Gene Ontology annotation, cellular component: nucleus. Lineage: Eukaryota; Metazoa; Chordata; Aves; Procellariiformes; Procellariidae. The record is from RefSeq and is a predicted model, not a curated record. Gene Ontology annotation, biological process: transcription-coupled nucleotide-excision repair. Gene Ontology annotation, molecular function: ATP binding; ATP-dependent chromatin remodeler activity.
AUGAUAACAGACAACAGCCACCUGCCAGACAGUAUCCAAGAACAAGACCCUGUAACUACUUCAAGCAAUAAUUGCCUGCAUAAUGCUGAUGAAUUGAGCACUGAACAAGAAAAUGGCAUUUGUAACAGUGAGCCGGGUAAUGGUAUUAGAGUUCCCAACUCUGCCAGCCAGUCAUCCACUUCCAUGGCUGUUCCUUUGGAGGUGCCCAGAAGAGGACAACCCCUUUUACAGAUCAACAGGCAACAGAUUCAGUCCAUCUCAUAUAGUGCACAGGCUGCUGAGCUCAAAGGUUUAGGAAUUGAUGUCUAUGACCAGGAUGUAUUGGAGCAAGGAGUUCUUCAGCAAGUAGAUAAUGCAAUUAAUGAAGCUAAUAAAGCAACAAAAAUAGCUGAUGCGGAGAAAGAAUAUCAGUCAGUGCUGGAUGACUUAAGAUCAUGUGCAACAUCUCUGAAACAAAUAAAUAAAAUUAUUGAACAACUUUCACCUCAGGCUGCCGACAACAAAGAUAUAAACAGAAAACUAGAUUCCGUAAAACGGCAGAAAUAUAACAAGGAGCAACAGCUAAAGAAGAUCAAAGCAAAACAAAAGCGUCUCCAAGCAAUUCUUGGUGGAACAGAAAUUCUUGAUAAAGUAAAUGAGAUUGAAUUCGAGGAAGAUGAAGAACCUGGUCCAUCAUGUCUUGGCAGUAUGCUUAUGCCUGUUCAGGAAACAGAGUGGGAAGAGCUUAUUCGUACUGGCCAGAUGACUCCAUUUGGAACUAAAAUACCUCAGAAGCCAGAGAGGAAGACACUAAAUGAAGCAUCUGAUUUUGAGAAGUACUUAGCAGACCAAGCUAAGCUGUCAUCUGAAAGAAAGAAGUUAUCCCUUCACAAAGGAGCAAAGAAGAAAGCACAAGCCAAAAAUGUUCUGUGCAUAGCUCCCACAUCUACUACAAAGGAAAAAAGGGGUAAAGUCCUGUCAAAAACAGAUAAGCGCUUAAAAAAACAUAUGAGAAAACUUCAGAAGCAUGUCCUUCAGAUUCAAUCAAAGGCAGAGAUUCCAAAAGAAAAGAAAUCUCUUGAGGCCAGGAAGUUCAGGCAUGAACAGGAGGAUGAUAGUGGAGAGUCUGAACAUGUACCUGAUGAGGAGCUCUUUGAUCCAGAAGCAGCAGAAGAGGAGGAAGAGCAGGCAUCUUCUCAUGCUGAGAAUGAUUCUGAUUAUGAACUCAGGAAUUUGUCAAGAAAAAGAAAAUACUUGGUGAAGAGAGAUUUUAAAGAAACUGAAGAUGAUGCUGACUUCUUUCCAAGCUCUGAGGAAGAAGAGCAUACACUAGGGAAGCGCAAAGUAAGGAGAUGGAGAGAUGAUGGAGAUGAAGACUAUUAUAAACAGAGACUAAGGAGGUGGCAAAAAGAACAUUUGAAGGACAAAGAACAUCAAAGAGCUGAGGAACUCUCUGAAGAAAGUGACACUGAAUUUGAAGAGGGUUUCAAAGUACCAGGAUUUCUCUUCAAGAAACUUUUUAAGUACCAGCAGACAGGUGUUAGGUGGCUCUGGGAAUUGCACUGCCAGCAGGCAGGAGGAAUUCUGGGAGAUGAGAUGGGAUUGGGCAAGACCAUCCAGAUAAUUGCCUUCUUGGCAGGUCUGAGCUACAGCAAGAUAAGGACUCGUGGUUCAAAUUACAGGUACCAGGGAUUGGGUCCAACAGUGAUUGUUUGUCCAGCUACUGUGAUGCAUCAGUGGGUAAAAGAAUUCCACACUUGGUGGCCUCCGUUUAGAGUUGCCAUUCUCCAUGAAACCGGUUCUUAUACUGACAAAAAGGUGAAACUAAUUCAUGAAAUUGCUUCAUGCCAUGGAAUUUUAAUUACCUCUUAUUCAUACAUUCGACUGAUGCAGGAUAACAUCCACAGCUAUGACUGGCAUUAUGUGAUUCUGGAUGAGGGUCACAAAAUCCGAAAUCCAAAUGCCGCAGUCACGCUUGCAUGCAAGCAGUUCCGCACACCCCAUCGAAUCAUCUUGUCUGGCUCCCCUAUGCAAAAUAACCUAAAGGAGCUCUGGUCCCUCUUUGACUUUGUAUUCCCAGGGAAACUGGGAACACUACCUGUGUUCAUGGAACAAUUUUCUGUUCCAAUAACCAUGGGAGGAUAUUCCAAUGCCUCUCCUGUCCAGGUAAAAACUGCAUACAAAUGUGCCUGUGUGUUACGGGAUACCAUAAACCCCUACUUGCUGCGAAGAAUGAAGGCUGAUGUAAAAAUGAGCCUUUCACUUCCAGAUAAAAAUGAACAGGUCCUCUUUUGCCGUUUGACAGAUGAGCAGCGUCAAGUCUAUCAAAAUUUCAUCAACUCUAAAGAAGUUUACCAGAUUCUCAAUGGAGACAUGCAGAUUUUCUCAGGACUAGUAGCUUUGAGAAAGAUUUGCAACCACCCUGACCUCUUCUCUGGUGGUCCCAGGAUUUUGAAGGGUGUACCAGAUGCUGAAGUGGAGGAAGCAGAUCAGUUUGGAUAUUGGAAACGUUCUGGAAAAAUGGUAGUGGUAGAAUCCUUGCUGAAAAUAUGGCACAAGCAAGGUCACAGAGUGUUGUUUUUUACUCAGUCAAGACAGAUGCUGCAGAUACUUGAAGUCUUUGUGAGAGACAGAAACUAUUCCUACCUCAGGAUGGAUGGCACCACAACAAUAGCUUCUAGACAGCCCCUUAUAACAAGAUACAAUGAGGACAAAUCCAUAUUUAUUUUUCUUCUAACAACUCGUGUUGGUGGCAUUGGAGUUAACUUGACUGGUGCUGACAGGGUUAUUAUUUAUGAUCCUGACUGGAAUCCCAGUACAGACACACAGGCUCGGGAACGUGCUUGGAGAAUAGGCCAAAAGAAACAGGUGACUGUGUAUAGGCUUCUCACCGCAGGUACUAUUGAAGAGAAGAUAUACCACAGACAAAUCUUCAAGCAGUUUUUAACGAAUAGAGUGCUGAAAGACCCUAAGCAGAGGCGCUUUUUCAAAUCCAAUGACCUUUAUGAACUUUUUACUCUGAGCAGCCCAGAUGUAUCUCAGGGGACAGAAACGAGUGCAAUUUUUGCAGGUACUGGUUCAGAUGUUCAAGUCCCAAAACACCAAUUGAAACGGAAACUUGAAAAGCCACCUGAUAAUGACACUUCUAAAGGUGAUCUCCAUCUUACAGAAAGCACCUCACCAAAGUACAGCAAGUCAUCCAAUUCCUAUUCAACCACCCACAUGACAAAUUCUUCUUCUAAAACAAUAGAGACAAGUGAGGAAACCAAAGGAAAUUUGGAAGCCUUUGACCAAAAUAGCAAUGCCAAAGAUAAUGCACAAGCUGUUACUAAUAUAAAUUCAUUGAAUAAAAGCAAGGACGAAAGCUUGGAAAGAGCUGACAAAUCUAUGUCCCAGUCAUUGCCAGGUGAUGUAGGGUCUUCAGAGAAUGCCAAAUGUCUGAAUGCUGUGGUGGCUGAUGAAGUACAUGGAGCAGCUAAUGCAAAUGUCAAGGGAGAUUUUAGCCUUACGUGUGGUGCAGCUGGCUCUUGGGAAAAGCAGGUUGCUAAAACUGAAGAUGGGCAAUUAGAUAAUAAUCAUUAUAAAUGUACCUCAAAAACAAAGCACAGGGUGGAUAUGCUGUCACAUGAGAGCCACAAAGAUAAGUCUAAGAAGAAACGUCACAAAGAUGCCAAAUUUGAAGGAGAGCGCAUUCCUCAUCUAGUGAAACAAAAGCGAUACAGAAGGGAAAACAGUGAAGAGAAGGAGGAGGACUCAAAGAAAAAUGAUGAUUACGUCUUGGAGAAACUUUUCAAAAAAUCAGGGGUACACAGUGUUAUGAAGCAUGAUGCCAUUAUGGAAGCUUCCAGUGCAGAUCAUGUGCUGGUGGAAGCAGAAGCAAACAGAGUGGCCCAGGAUGCCUUAAGAGCCUUGAAAGUCUCUCGACAGCGAUGUUUAGGAGCUGCUUCUGGUGUGCCAACCUGGACAGGCAUGAGCGGUCUUUCAGGUGCACCACCAGGAAUAAAGACUCGGUUUGGUCAAAAAAGAAACCCCAUGCUGCUUUCUUCACAUUCCACUUGUGCAUCACCUGCAAAGAAGUGCAAGGAUGCAGAUACAAUAAAGAAAGAAAAUGUAAAGAAGUGUAGUUCCAAUGGACACUUUGAUGGAAAAUCUGGAGAAUCGUCGUCCAGUGCACUGGACUCUUCAUCUUUAUUAGCUAAGAUGAGGGCAAGAAACCACCUUAUUUUACCACAACGGAUAGGGAAUGAGGGAGAUGAGAAUCAUCAGCAAGCACCUGCCCCAGCCCCGGGUUCAACAGAAUAUGAUGAACUGCUCGUGGAUGUGCGUAACUUCAUAGCGUUCCAGGCCCACACGGACGGCGAGGCUAGCACUCAGGAAAUACUGCACGAAUUUGAGUCCAAACUGCCUGUGGCGCAGUCCUGCGUCUUUAGAGAACUUCUCCGCAAUCUCUGCACCUUCCAUAGGAGCCCGAACGGUGAAGGUGUCUGGAGGCUAAAGCCAGAAUUCCGCUGACCUUUGUCAAGGGAAGGCACCUGUCUGUGCACUCGGCCACCACUCUCCUUUCAAAGACUUACUGUUUGUCUUUUAAAAUGAUGAAUUAGUUCGUAUUCAUAAUUUAAUAAUUGACUUGAGCAGUCAGUG